CACACACACACACACACCUGUUUCCCUCUGACAAGCGAGUGGCGAUCCGUCCUUGCCACCCUCGGCUUGGUUUGCUCCACUGUUAGCUCUGCCACCAGACGCUCCGCACGGCCUGGCUUGCCUCCCGGCGCUCGGUGGCCGUCACGCUGUCCCGUGAGACUACCUGCCUCGCUGGCGGAUUUUAAUCAAGAAACUAAUUUUCUCCAAACGUGAGGGAUAUUAUGUGUUCUCAGUGGAUUGUUACGGAAAAGCCAAUGUUUUGUGGAGCCUAGCAUUCUGGAAGAUUAGCAAUUAACGUAUUACCUAUGAUGAAAUGUGCCGGAUUUUGUGUCUGUCUUCCUAAUUUUACCGUUUGUUAAGUGUGAUGGAAAUAUAUGUACACAGUUCUCUGAGCAGAGUGGACAUAUCGACCUCUCUUCUAUAACUACAAUUUAUUCAAAUGAAGGAAGUUAUUGUAGGACAAAACUGAACUCCAAAGUCAACCUAAGCUGGGAGGAAAUACUCGAGUGCGUGGUGGUGUUCUGUGUCCUUGAAAUACAUGAAGGAAACAAAGGAAAGAAGGAAGCAGAGCAAGCCAAGACACUGUUCAUCUUGGGUCAGCAGAUCCUGCUGUGGCGCGGGAUCAGUUAAGCAGUUAAUCGGCAUCGUAAGACACAAAAAGAGGAGGAAGUGGGGUUUAUGACGACACUGACACUGACAAGUCACUGACUGUAAAGUGUGUCUGUGCAGAGAAGACAAUACGUGUGGUGGCGCCUAACCUUGAUUACUGAAGGGAUACAAGAGAGAAAAAAAAUCGGGAAAGAAGCAGCAAAGGGAGGAGGAGGAGAAAGAAGACGAAAAAGAGUUAGGGAUUAAAGAGGAAGAGGACGAUCAGGAAGAGAUGUUGUAAUAAGAUGAGGAGUAAGACAUAAAUUUAAAGGAUAAUGAAGAGAUGUAAAAAGGAAUAAAGAAUAUAAAGAAGAGUACGAAAGACUAAGGAAGAAUAUCAAAAGAUAUUGUCAAAUAAAGAAAAAAGAAAAUUAAACAUAAAGGAGAUACAGGCAAGAGUAGUGACGUAUAAAACAUAAUAAAUAGAUAACAAGAAGUAAUGACUUGUGAGAUGAAGUAAGGAAAUACAAGGACGAAUAAUGAGAAAUACUGAAGAAAGCGGAAAUAUGAUGAAAGAGGAGCCGCAGAUAAUGUCAAUGACAUCUUACUGCCACUCAUUGCCUUCCUCCUCUCCUUCACACAUCUUCCAACCUAACAUAUCCUUCCUUUAGCUAACCAAGCCACUAUCCAGGAGAGAGAGAGAGAGAGAGAGAGAGAGAGAGAGAGAGAGAGAGAGAGAGAGAUACAGUGCUCACCUCCACAUUAAUCCUGGAACAAAGAACAACACCUUCAAUGACCUCAUUCCAGCACAUCAAAGCCAAACCCAUCACAACCACUACCACCACCACUAUCACCACCACUACCACAGCCACCAACCACGACUGUAACAAUAAUAAUGAUCAAAACCACAGUCCCAGUCACAACUCCCACCACAGUCAGAGCCGCACAGAGUCACCAGUAGGACCUUCAAGCCAGCUCUCCUUGUCGCAGCGGCAGUCCUCUUCCCCUACCACCACGUCGCCUUCCCCAGCACCACCCUCGCUCUCCUCUCCGCCACCGCCGCCCCUCCAGAGGGACAUUGCCACCCUUAACAUUCCAAGGAAUGUGCUGCUCCAGGGCCGCCUAGACCAGCUACAGGCGGAGGUGAGUGAGCUGGAGGAACAGAGCGAGCAGUUGGAGAUGCGGGUAAAGAGUUUCUUCCGUCAGCACCAUGCCCUCGCCACUGCCACUGACCAGAUCGACCUUAAACUGGAGACGCUCAAUCGACAACAUAAGGCCCUUUCAUCCUCGUAGUCGUUUGCGUGGCUGAUCUGUGGUAUAAGGAACGCUCUGACACCGUACUCACCCACAACUGACAAAAUAUCAUCGUUUUUAUUUGUACUACUACAUUUUCUUUAAGGAAGAGCCUGGUGUGUGUGUGUGUGUGUGUGUGUGUGUGUGUGUGUGUGUGUGUGUGUGUGUGUGUGUGUGUUUCCUGAUUCAAAACAAACUUGUGUUGAGUGAAAAUGUGGUUACACAACUCUCACCUACAAAAAAAAAAAAAAAGAGAAAUAUUUUCUAUUUAUACACUUAUUUUAUAAAGAGGUCCGAAACUGCUACGUGUGUCAGUAAACCCACAGUUAUAGACUUGAAGUAUUAAUUCUGGACGUUUCGAAGGCCAUCUUCAGCAGUACAAAGCAGAAUGAAAAAUACAAGCGAACUGAACCAAGAGAAAGAGGAGGGAAAGAGGGUGAGAGUAACGUUGCACAUUGUGAUUGGCCAAUCCCACCUGUGAGCUCCACCCUACUCAAACCCUACCAGAACCUGACCUGUCUUUACCACUAAUCCCUAGAUCUGGUAGGGAUUUAGUCACCAGUGCUCUCAUUAAUGGAUCGAGCUUAAACAUGCCUUCAUUUAGAUUAUAAUUCUUAUGGUUCUGUAUACAAACUGAUUCUAAAAUCUUGCGUUUUUUUAAUUGUUACAUUUAAAUAACAUUUGACUAGAAUCCCAAUCACCUGAGUGGUCAUUAUCAAAAACAUGGAUGAAAUUGGCAUUAUUAGUGUGACAAUUCCUGACACUUCUCUUGUUUUUUAACCUCACGUCCAAGGAUCUGCCCGUUUCUCCUAUAUAAACUAAGUUGCAAUCUUUACAAGGAAUUUUAUAUACAUCUUCAACUUUAACACUGAAGAUGAAGGCAGUGGCCUUCGAAACGUCCAGAAUAGAUACAUCAAGUCUAUAUCUGUGGGUUUACUGACAAGUUUACAUUCACGGUAGUGUGCUACUCCAUCCCAUUCCUGCUACGUUUGUGCCUGCGUUUUUUUUCUUUUGUUUUACACAAAACGAACUUGUGCUGAGUGAGAUGGAUGGACGCCAUCACAACUUUAACCCAUCCAUGGAAAUUUAUCGAACAAUAUCCCAUUUUUAGGCUUUAUCUUUACUUUUGUACGAGUCAGUUACACAAAGAAUGCUUCAGAGAGGUUACGUGGACCACUCACCUUUUUUAAGGAUUGUUUUAUAUGUGUGGCCGCUUGGAUGUACUAUAAUGCAUUUCUGGAUACUUCCUUGUCAAAACAUCACUGCAGCGCCGCGUGUUUCUUCUCGUCCUCAUUCCCUCGCCAAGCUGUCGAUAUUUAAAGGAAAAUGGAGCGUCUACAAAAGAGGCAACAAAAUUCCAGGAGCAGAGUGUAAUGCUUAAAAAAAGGAGGGACCUCUAUAAAGACGGGAAGAAACUUAUUCAGAUUAAUCUAAACGAUUACUUCAUUGAUAGAGGUAGUGAAGCAUAACUAAAUAGCACAGUUAAGGCAUUACGGAAACUUUCGUAAUAGAAAGCAUACAAAACGUUUAUAUGGAUUUCAAUGACACCUGUUUGUGACAUUUAUGUUGCAUGCACAGAUACUGGAAUUUGGCCGUCAACGGGGUGGGAG
This is a messenger RNA of Portunus trituberculatus (swimming crab), 3491 nucleotides long. Its product is annotated as von Willebrand factor A domain-containing protein DDB_G0292188-like. NCBI's taxonomy places the organism in Eukaryota, Metazoa, Arthropoda, Malacostraca, Decapoda, Portunidae. The record is from RefSeq and is a predicted model, not a curated record. The transcript has 3 exons. Bases 1381 to 1881 code for a protein of 166 amino acids.